UUCCUUUGAGCCGAGGGUUUAUCGGAAACAACUUCUCUUCCCCACAAAGGUAGGGGUAAGGUCUACGUACAUCCUAUCCUCCCCAGACCCCACUUGUGGGAUUACACUGGGUAUAUUGUUGUUGUACAGAAUAGUUAAAGUUCAUAUGGGAACUGUUCAAAUUUUUCUACAGAAGAAUGAGGCAGGAGACGAGAAAUGGCGUGGAUCAGUUGGAAGCUUAGUGGAGGCUCCAAUCGACCAAGUGUGGAACUUAGUAUCACAAAGUAGUAGACUAUCUGAAUGGAUGCCAGUGGUGGAAAGAUGCACUGAUUUAGGUGGAGAAGAAGGAUUUCCAGGCUACGUUCGCCUAGUUUCUGGUUUCAUGUUCCCCCAAAACGACGGAGACAGGUCGUGGAUCAAGGAAAGGCUAGUUUCUAUGGACACUUCAUCACAUAGUUAUGUUUACAAAAUGGAAGCAAGCAAUGUAGGUCUCGAUGGAUCGACGAAUUCACUAACCCUCUUUGAUUAUGAAGAUAAUACAACUCUUGUCAACUGGACUUUUGAAAUAAAUCCACUGGAAGGCACCUCCGAGGACACAAUCAUAGAUUACUUGGGAUUUCUUUAUAAAUCUUGUAUAAAUAAAAUUAAAUGUGCUAUAGAUACCUCCUCUCAAAGUGAAUGUACUGGAGAGUAAAUUGACCAUAUAUUUCAGCUGCUUUGAAAAUGCCAAAAUCAAUAAGAUGUGAUUAGAGGU
Lycium ferocissimum is the source of this 733-nucleotide messenger RNA. RefSeq lists its product as uncharacterized. The transcript has a single exon. The record is from RefSeq and is a predicted model, not a curated record. Bases 146 to 673 code for a protein of 175 amino acids. Lineage: Eukaryota; Viridiplantae; Streptophyta; Magnoliopsida; Solanales; Solanaceae.